Molecule: messenger RNA, 2583 nt
Organism: Notechis scutatus (mainland tiger snake)
Lineage: Eukaryota; Metazoa; Chordata; Lepidosauria; Squamata; Elapidae
Gene: MAG
Product: myelin associated glycoprotein
Biological process (GO): cell adhesion
Cellular component (GO): plasma membrane
Molecular function (GO): sialic acid binding
Source: RefSeq, a predicted model, not a curated record
CCCACCCACCCGGCCUGGGGAAUUCAGAGUGGAAGGCAUGAAUGGGCAAGGACAGCCGUAGAAGGUUGAAAGGUUGACCUACACAUUUCUUCAAAAAUAAACAACAUGAAAUUCUUCUGCAAGACGUUGCUGGCCUUCUGGGUCCUAUCUGAAGGGGUCUUGGCUGGACCGUGGAGCGCCUGGAUGCCCGAACACAUCACUGCGUUUGAGGGCACCUGUGUGGUUAUCCCCUGUCGCUUCAGCUACCCAGAAGAGCUGCGUCCACCAACCAUCCAUGGCAUCUGGUACUUCAACAGCCCAUACCCCAAGAAUUAUCCGCCAGUGGUUUACAAAUCCCGCACCAACAUUAUCCACGAGAGCUACGUUGGACGCAGUAGACUGCUGGGAGAGCUGAAUUUCCGCAACUGCACCCUCCAGAUCUCCCGUCUCAGCCCUGAGCUCUCAGGGAAGUAUUACUUUCGGGGAGACCUCGGUGGCUACAAUCAAUACACCUAUCCAGAGCACACUAACCUUGAGGUCAUCAACAAGCCCACCAUUUUGAAUCCUCCAGAAGUGGUGGAGGGUUCAGAUGCAGAGCUGCGCUGCGAGGUGCCCGACAAUUGCCCAGACAUGAAACCUGUCAUCACAUGGAUGAACCAUGAGAAUUUGGCUGAGCAUUCCGUCUACGCACAGAUAGAGGAAGAAGGUAGCACUUGGUCACUCAUCUCCAUCCUGAAGUUCCUCCCAUUGCGUGAGAACCACGGACAUGAGGUGGGCUGCAAAGUCAGCUACCCCAACACCACUUUUGAGUUUGAAGGCUUCUCGACUCUGGACGUCAAAUACCCACCCCGCAUCCUGCAAGUCAACUCCUCCACGGAAGUCCUCCAUGGCACUCACGUGUUCUUGAUGUGUAUUGUGGACAGCAGUCCAACAGCCAUGAUUUCCUGGCUCCGAGAAAAUGAAAUUCUCCAUGAGGACUUGGCUGGGAACCUCACACUCUACCUCGACAAUGUAACUCACCUGCAGGAUGGCCUCUACACUUGUGUGGCGGAGAACAUCUAUGGCAAAGACAACCACUCCCUUGCCUUGUCUGUGCUGUAUGCUCCUUGGAAACCAGUCGUCAACAGAUCAUUGGUGGCCGUUGAAGGAGAGCCUGUCACUAUCUCCUGCAGCUCACAGAGCAGCCCUGACCCAACGGUCACCAUCUUCAAGGACAAGAAGCCAUUAGCCAUGGGGGUCUACCAAAGCCAGGUGGAGCUGGAGUUCGAAUCCGUGUCGCACGAAGAUGACGGUGAAUACUGGUGCACAGCAGAGAACCAGUUUGGCCAGAGCAGCACUGCUUUCAACCUUACCGUUGAAUUUGCUCCCCGUAUUCUUCCGGACUCCAAGUGCACAGCCGCUCGGGAUACAGUAAAAUGCAUCUGUGCAGCCAAAGCCAACCCAGAAGCUAUGAUCACCUUUGAGUUGCCCACCCGCAACGUGACGGUCAAUGAGACUGACCGGGAGUUUGUGUACUCCCAGAAAACAGGCUACAUUGUCACCAGCAUCCUGACUGUUCAGAGGGAGGUUGAUUCUCAGCUCUACAUAGUCUGCUCUGCCAGGAAUGUCUACGGCACCAAGAACCAGCAGCUCCAGUUCCAUCACUCCAACAGUCUGAUGUGGGCAAAGGUUGGACCGGUGGGAGCUGUUGUGGCCUUUGCCAUACUCAUAGCUGUGGUGUGCUAUGUCAGCCAGGCCAGAAAAAAAAAAAACAAUGAAAAUCCUGGCUUUGGGCAAACAGAAAACCCUCCUGUUGUCUACAGCGGAGAUUACAGGACUCCAGGCAAUCUGGAAAAAUCAGAGUAUGGGCGCUGUGACAAACGGCUGUUGAACAAGCGUGAGGACCUGGGGAUUGAUUAUGCCAACAUAGACUUCACCAAAUUGUCCACCAAGGACAGCUAUACCCUGACCGAGGAGUUGGCUGAAUAUGCUGAAAUCCGAGUCAAGUGAGGCCUCUUCUCACCAAGGCCUUCCUUCCGACUGGAACUAUAGUAGUUGAACGAGACCCCAAGCCGUCACCAUUCCUGGGCUGGGCAUCCAUCAUCUCUCAGGGGGACUCCACAUUAUCCACUGUUUUUGAUAUCCUGAUGUUCGCACUCCAAAAUACGGGGUGCAUUUUCAUUUCCUGGAGAGUACAUACUGAAGGUCAACUAACACAGAUUAGGGUUCCCCUUUUCUCUCACACACACAAACCCCACAAGUAAACACUGGUCCUUUUGGCCAGCCAACAGGUUAUAGUUACAGAAUGGUGAGAGGGUAGCUCUUUCUGCUUCUGCUGUGGUAAAUUGCUAAAUCUUGGGUACCUAGUCUAAUUUGCUAGCAAACGAUCAAAGUAGAACAAGAUUCCAGGUCAUUAUCGUAAGGAUCAAAUUGACAAAUCCAGAACAGCUGUGAUCUAAUGGGUAUCCCCCUAUCUGACAGGGUUUCAUGAAAGAAGUUGUGUUUCUAGGAGAAAUUGAAUGGAUUGGUUUUCACCACAAUGCCCAAGAGUCUUGAUCCAUCUCAUCAAGGCUGAUGAUCAUAAGCAGUAGAGUUGGCUCUCUAUCUGUCCAACGUUCACUUCAC